AUGAGCCGGGAGGUCCCGGGGAGCCGGCUGCUGGUGGACGUGAUUCAAGGUGAGGCCCGGGGCGCCCCCGCACCCUGUUUCAAGGGCGCCGGGCCGCGGAAGCCCGGGCGCAGGCGUGGAGGUGCUUUCCGCCUCUGUGGGGCGGGCGGGGGCUCCGGGGGCGCGCGACCCCCAGGCCGCGGUGUCCUCACGUCCACUGAGGAGCGCGAACAACCCUCGCCCCUGGGCACGGGGAAGGAACAUUACAAUUUUUCCAUUUCAGAUCGCCUUUGUUUUGCCAUUCUCUACAGUAGACCAAAGAGUGCAUCAAAUCUACAUUAUUUCUGCGUAGAUAACGAACUUGAAUAUGAGAACUUCUACGCAGAUUUUGGACCACUCAAUCUGGCCAUGGUUUACAGAUAUUGUUGCAAGAUAAAUAAGAAAUUAAAGUCCAUUACAAUGAUUAGGAAGAAAAUUAUUCAUUUUACUGGCUCUGAUCAGCGAAAACAAGCAAAUGCUGCUUUCCUUGUGGGAUGUUAUAUGAUUAUAUAUUUGGGAAGAACUCCAGAAGAAGCUUAUAGAACAUUAAUGUUUGGAGACACAUCUUAUAUUCCAUUCAGAGAUGCUGCCUAUGGAAGUUGCAGUUUCUACAUUACACUUCUCGAUUGUUUCCGUGCAGUAAAGAAGGCAAUGCAGUAUGGCUUUCUUAAUUUCAACGCAUUUAACCUUGAUGAAUAUGAAUAUGAUGAAAAAGCAGAAAAUGGAGAUUUAAAUUGGAUCAUACCAGACCGAUUUGUUGCCUUCUGUGGACCUCAUACAAGAAACAGACUGGAAAGCGGUUACCACCAACAUUCUCCUGAAGCUUAUAUUACGUAUUUUAAGAAUCACAAUGUUACUACCAUUAUUCGCCUGAAUAAAAGGAUGUAUGAUGCCAAGCGCUUUAAGGAUGCUGGUUUCGAUCACCAUGAUCUUUUCUUUGCGGAUGGCAGCACUCCUACUGAUGCUAUUGUGAAAGAAUUUAUGGAUAUUUGUGAAAGUGCUGAGGGGGCCAUCGCAGUGCAUUGUAAAGCGGGUCUUGGACGAACUGGCACUUUGAUUGCCUGCUACAUCAUGAAGCAUUACAGGAUGUCAGCAGCCGAGGCGAUUGCUUGGAUCAGAAUCUGCCGACCUGGCUCAGUGAUUGGACCACAGCAACAGUUUUUGGUGAUGAAAGAAGCAAGCCUUUGGCUGGAAGGUGACUAUUUUCAUAAAAAGUUAAGAAGUCGAGAGAAUGGAAAACACAGGGCAGCUGUCACAAAACUCCUCUUGGGUGUUGAUGAUAUUUCAAUAACUGGGGUCAAGAAUCAAGAUAAGAAAGAGCCUGAACCGUAUAGUGAUGACGACGACAUCAAUGGAGUGACACAAGGUGACAGGCUUCGAGCCUUGAAAAGCAGAAGACAAUUAAAAGCAAAUUCAGUUCCCCUCACAGUAAUUCUUCAGUCCAGUGUUCAGAGCUGUAAAACAUCUGAACCUAACAUUUCUGGCAGUGCAGGCAUUUCUAACAGAACCACCAGAUCUGCUUCAAGAAAAAGCAGUUUUAAAAGUCCCUCCAUUUCAAGGACUAAAACAGUCUUGCGUUAAUACAACACCUGUGCCCAGAACUGAAGGAAGACUUUAGGAACAGAAGAACUACAACUGGAUUUAGCACAAUUUAUUUGAAAACAAAACGAAACAGAAUUGUAAAAAGCCUUCGCUGCUUUCCACCGAAGUUUAUUCAGUGAAGAAAAAAUGUCCCCUGGAGUCUAAAUAGCUAAAUGAGAUUGGGUACAAGGCAAUGAUUGGAAGAAGUCUCAAAUUUUUGUAGAAAUGUCUCAAGUUUCACAACAACAAAGCUGUUGUCAAUUUAGUCUCAGGUGUAAUUGUCAAAGCCCUCUGUUAUGAAGAGAGCUGCCUAGUCUUUGUGGCGCAUGUGUGUCCCUUGUGAUGGCAAUCAUUUUAGCUGCUGCCCUUCAGAAGAAUUGAAUCUCUGAUGGAGGUUUUUUAUAUAUUUAUUUUCUGUUCAUCUUGUGACUCAAUAUCAAGAUUUAUACAAUUAUUCAAAUGGUACCUUCUGUCAUUUGAUGUUUCAAUUUGUGAUACUAUUGUGAUGUUAACUCUGUUAAGUACCCACGCUGCUUGUCUUCCACCAAAGUGCUUUAUUAAGAAGAAUUUGUGGGAACCACUUUUUAAUACUGUUUCAUGUUGAGCAGCAAAGCAGUACUGUGGUAAUGGAGAACGUUAACGGUAGCUUUAGAAGACUCAGGAGGAGGAAUUGGCUUCAAAGUUGGACGGCUGCUGGACGCGCAUGUGGUGACUGAAGAAGGCCAGGGCUGCCCGCCAUACAAAAGGAAACCUUUUUUUCAUCCAUGCAGGAACAUACACACGUACUGUUGCUCUUUCUGCUAGGAAAUUUAGGCCCUAAAUAAUGGUGACAUUUCUCACGCUUCCCUGUUUUAGUAGGCCUUCCUCUCUAGCACUGUGGCUUGUCUUCACGUGCUCGCCCUCACAUACCCUGUGCUUCUCUGCCAGUCAUCUACAUCUGCAUUCCAGUGGUCUGCAAAACUGAGGACUCACCGUUGCCUUCGGUUUGGGAUACAGCUAAUGACUCUGCAGAGUGCCUUCGCCCCUCAACCCUAACGAAAACAUAGCUGAAUCUCUGAUUCAAAGCAGCCACAAAAAAAGGAUGAAUUUAUUACCAUCAAAAGUUGGGGCCCAAAAGAAAAGACUGCUUUCAGCCACCUUAGUUACUUCCAUUAAAAAAGUGAAUGAUUUUGGUCAACAUUAGCCAGUUUUUGUCUAUCCAAGUUUAAAAAGGAAGUUUGGCAAGGAAGAGGCUGGCAAACAUCUUUAUGGUGUAAGCUUUUAAACAGAACUACUGCGAGUCGAUGAAAUAAACAGGCCAGGCAGUCGCUUCCUUUGGAGUGUGCUCACAGACUAGACUGACUGGUGAAAUGAACUGGCAUCGAGGGGGGAGGAAGAUGCCAUGGCUUGGCCAAAGCAGCAGCUCUUUCUUCAUCUGGCGCGAUGCGUGUGGGAUCUGGCCAGUUUUCAACACUGGAGACUAGAUCACAGAUGAGUGCUUUUCUCUCCCUGGUAAUGAAAAGGCACAAAGACCCACUUGGUUGUAGGACCAUUGCUCCUUAAUCACAUCUGAGUGGGAGGAGGAACAUUCCCUUUGCUGCCUUGUGUUGGAAGAUAUCCUUCAUCUUCAAACAAUGCCCCCAUGCACAUUCUCAGGGCAACUCUUUUUUCCCCCCUGAUAUUUCUAAAGGCCAUCUCCUCCAUAAAUAAUCCUAGGUUGUGAAAAUCAGACUUCCAUUUGAGUUUUUCUUGGUUUGGUUGUUCAUUACUUUAGAACAAGUAAAUGUGCUGCCAGCCUUGGCUCAUGAUGAAUGACUACCUUCCUCAGAAUGAAUAAAACCAUUUGGUGUCUUGGUCAGGAGUAAAAAUUGGGGGCUUUAGUGUUAACCACAGUAUUUUGUAUCCAGUAACUUCCCUUUAUCAAGUUGGCUGUUUAAAUUUCCAGCUAUAAUUGCUAUCCUUGGGCUCCUUUGAAAAAUCUUUGCACUUAAAAAACUCAGUAAAAUUAGUCACAGGAAAUUAGUAAGUUCGUUGGGAACUAUUUCUUUGCACAAAUUACUUGGGGUGAACAUUGGGAACAUACCUAGCAUCCGGAAAGUCUUUGGGCCUGACUGAUAGAAAGUUCUUCCUGCUCUGCAUCCGGUUGGACUCUUCUCUUUCUCUUUACAAUGGAAGCCCCAAUACACCCACAUUCUUUUGACAGUCGAACUUUGAGUCCUUGUAGGAGAGAGUACAGUGAAGGCUGCGUGUGAGAAAAGGAGCCUCCUUUCAGAGCCUGAAAGAGCUUGGAAAGAACACCAAGACUGUUUCCAAGGGAAUUAAAAGUAGAAACGAGUAGAUUUAGGUGCUCUUGGAAGUUUUCUGAGGUCUCAAAUAUCAAGAGUCAGGAACAGUACAAAGGACAGGUAUCUGCAAACCUGCAUGCACCGGGGAGUGCAGACUACCUCUGCUUUGUACUGGAAAGGAAAAUGAGAAAUCUCUGUGAUCCUUAAGGGAGGAAGGCUUGGUUCUGAAAACAAGUCGCCUUACUUAUCAAAUAUAGCUGUUUUCAAGCCCCUUGCUGCUUUUCUGUUCAGAAAUUUUCCAUUCUUAAACUUGAUCCCUUUAGCCCAGGAGUGGGGAACUGACCGGCACAGGGCCUAUGAAUUCAUCAAUACCAACUAGCAUCGCAGAUCUCUCCACAGAGAAGCAGUCCAGCCAUCACAUUAGGGACAAGUUAAAUGUUUGACCAGAAUGGCUCCUAAGUGAUGUCAAAAUAUCCAAAUGGCCCUAGGAAGCAAAAAGGAGCCUAACACUCCACCACUUCCUUUUGUCUGCCCUUCUCAAAUCACAGGAGUGAUUUCUACCCCUGUUCUUGGGCAGACUUCCCAGACAAGUUGUAGGCAUUUCCACAGGGGAACUCCAAAUAUUUAUGCACUUGGAGCAAGAUCAGACCUCGGGUGUUUUGGGGUAGUGGGUCCCAAGAGCUCCUGAAGCCCUUCCUUACUUCAUCCACUGGUGGUAACAAAGGAGCAGUGCACCCAUUUGAGGUUUGUUCUGAAAGUAGCUCAUCAAAAACAACUUUAAAAACCCAUUUUAUUUCCUUAGUAGGUAGUUCUGAUGGAAGCUGCCCUGUUAUAGCAGUAGGACAGCCAUUGCUCUUCCACCUCUCCAAAAUCUGAGUAUUCUCUAGAUAUGUUUAAAAGACUAUACAAAUUGCCUAUACUUUAUAGGAAAUUACCUCGUUAAUUCAGUUGCCCAAUAGAAUCAACUGUGAGCAGUCAUGUCUGCCUGCUUAUUGUAUACUGCAAUUUUAUAUGAAUAAUUUACAGACUUUUAUCUAACUGUACUCAUGUACAAAUUAAAAGUUUCAAAAUGUAACUGAUUUAUCAGUAUUUGAUCAAUCAUUGUCUUGAUUUUUUUAUUAAAAUGUAUAUUUCUAAUCAUAUUUUUUUUAAACAGAGAACUGGUCGAAUGAAUGUUUAUUUUCCUGAAGAUAUUUUUAAAGAUAAAGCUUCAUAAUGGCCUGUACACUUUGCAUAUCUGUGUAGUUUGAAAUGUAUUGUUGCAUUUGAAAAUAUUAUGUAUUGUAAUUUGUUUUAGAACAAAUUAUUGAAUAGCAGAAAUUGUAUAAUUAUAAUCAUGUAAUUAAAAGUAUCAGCCAAACAA
Echinops telfairi (small Madagascar hedgehog) is the source of this 5226-nucleotide messenger RNA. It is a transcript of the gene CDC14B, whose product is annotated as cell division cycle 14B. The coding region runs from base 1 to 1599 and encodes 532 amino acids. Gene Ontology annotation, molecular function: protein tyrosine/serine/threonine phosphatase activity; protein serine/threonine phosphatase activity. Lineage: Eukaryota; Metazoa; Chordata; Mammalia; Afrosoricida; Tenrecidae. The record is from RefSeq and is a predicted model, not a curated record. Gene Ontology annotation, cellular component: mitotic spindle; centrosome; nucleolus. The transcript is spliced from 14 exons. Gene Ontology annotation, biological process: cilium assembly; positive regulation of cytokinesis; microtubule cytoskeleton organization.